CACUGUCUAUUUUUCCCCGGCAGCAUAAAAUGGAACGUGAGUGGAUCUUGAGCGUGCUGGAGGAAGGAAUAAGUGAUGGACACUGCUAUGAAUUGUGUGAAAAACAAGGCAUCUUUCAAACCCUUUUAGGAUUCAGCAGCAGCCCUCUGUGUGAUGAACACUGCCAGGCACAGAUUAUUAGGGUGUUGUGCAAGGCCACCCGUGUGACCAGAGCAGCUUAUAACCUCACCAAGAGCUGUGGGCUCCUAACCUGGAUAAUACAGGUGGUUGAAAAAAGGAAUCUAGACCAGCAGCUGCUAAGUGCCAUCAUAGAUCUACUCCAUGUGCUGUGGUUUACUAAUCUUGGGCAGAAGGAGAAGGAGGUGGAUGGAGCCAAGAACUCCUCAUCUGCAGAGGAGAAAUCUCAGAGCUCAGUCAAGUGUCUCCCACUCCCACUAAUCAGUGAAUUCCUGUCUGUGGCAUUAACUAUCAGCAGACACCUCAGGUUGCAUGUGAAGGCCGCUCAGCUCAGCCUGUUUCUACAGACGCUUUGCUCUGUGCUGAAGCAUCGUGAGACCGCUCUCAAUGUUAACAAGCAGGCUGACUGGCUAACACUCCACCCACAGCCUCUCUCUUGUACUGAAGCCCUCGCUCUGCUUCUCUCCUGGGCCUCACUGUCCCGCGAUACAGCACUCCUUACCCAAUUACAAGCCUUGUCUGAAAAGCACAAAGUCAAGGAAUUGUUGGGGAUGGGGAAGGAUAAGACCCGAGGUAAAGGCUCCUUUUCCAAAGCCCGCACACAAAAAGAGGACAUGGCAGAAGAUGCUGAGACUGAGAAACAAGAAGAGAGUCUCCUGGUAGCGUGUAAAUUUGACCUCAGCGGCAUCUUUGUUCACUGGGAGCCUGUGUUUCCCCUCUCUGAACCCCAGCCGGCUCAGCCAAGAGACAAACUAGAUCCCACUCGAUUGGCCGGUGAUACAGCGCACCUGCUCACCAAGUGGUCCCUGAGGUGCAUGUUGGAGGACUUGUAUGAUGAAAACAGAACAAAAGAAUUCUUGCACUGGGUUGAAAAGGCUGUGAUAAAACACAGGGAAAUUGUGGAUGUUGUGUUACUAGAUCCUGGCUGGAAAGCAGACCUUCUUCGACUUUACCAUCAGGCCUUUGAAGCUCAGUGUCACUCCAGCAUUUCAGCAAGAAUGGAAACUUUCCAGCUCUUUACCAAAAUUAUGGUAAACUUAUUAGAGACCCAAGACUGCCUUCCAGUGCUGCAUCAGGCAGUCAUCUCUGCCUGCCUGCUAGAAGCCACACAUGAUCAGUCUCGCCGUGAAGCAGGGCUAUUGCUGUUGUCGCUGUACAUCCAUGAGUUGUGGAGUGGAGCCACAUCAGCAGAGCUGUUCCUGUCUCAUGUGAGUUUGGUGACCAGAGCCAGGUGUAAGAGACAGAAAGCAUCCAAAUCAUCACUGACUCAAACAGCCAUCAGAGCCAUCUGUAAUGACAUCAUCACCAUGAAGAAUUAGAUAUGACAUCUGAACACUACUAUGUUCUUUGAAGUAGACUUAAUAACAAGAAAGCUUGUAUUAUUUCAUUUUACUGAAGAUAUUUUAUAAAAUUCUGUUAUAAAAUGUUGAUUUACAGAUCUGUUACAAAUUUGUGAAUGUUUUUUUUUUUUAACAUUUGGUUCCUGCAUUACCUCACUUCAAAACUGUAAUUGUAUGCUAAAUUUAAAGAAGGUGUUGUAGAC
Molecule: messenger RNA, 1720 nt
Organism: Micropterus salmoides (largemouth bass)
Lineage: Eukaryota; Metazoa; Chordata; Actinopteri; Centrarchiformes; Centrarchidae
Product: nucleolar pre-ribosomal-associated protein 1-like
Exons: 6
Coding region: 30-1496 (488 amino acids)
Biological process (GO): maturation of LSU-rRNA from tricistronic rRNA transcript (SSU-rRNA, 5.8S rRNA, LSU-rRNA); maturation of 5.8S rRNA from tricistronic rRNA transcript (SSU-rRNA, 5.8S rRNA, LSU-rRNA)
Cellular component (GO): nucleolus
Source: RefSeq, a predicted model, not a curated record